Notolabrus celidotus (New Zealand spotty) is the source of this 965-nucleotide messenger RNA. RefSeq names its product crystallin, gamma MX (gene crygmx). Gene Ontology annotation, biological process: visual perception; lens development in camera-type eye. The transcript is spliced from 3 exons. The record is from RefSeq and is a predicted model, not a curated record. NCBI's taxonomy places the organism in Eukaryota, Metazoa, Chordata, Actinopteri, Labriformes, Labridae. The coding region runs from base 100 to 627 and encodes 175 amino acids. Gene Ontology annotation, molecular function: structural constituent of eye lens.
AGCUUUGUUUCACAUUUGCAAAGCCCUGAUCCCAGCAGGUCUAUAAAGAGGUCUGGUACAGUCCGGUAUCUGGUCUGGUCAGAACUUUACACAGUUACAAUGGGCAAGAUUAUCUUCUACGAAGACAAGAAUUUCCAAGGCCGUCACUAUGAGUGCAGUAGUGACUGUCCUGAGAUGCAAAACCACUUCAGUCGCUGUAACUCGAUAAGAGUGGAGAGUGGCUGCUUUGUGGCAUACGAGAAGCCCAAUUAUGGUGGCUACCAGUACAUGCUGCACAAGGGCGAGUAUCCUGACUACCAACGCUGGGCAGGCUUCAAUGACUGUAUCCGCUCCUGUCGUAUGGUGCCUCCUUACAAUGGGAACUACAGGAUGAAGAUCUUUGAGCGAUCUGACUUUGGUGGCCAGAAUCUGGAGCUAAUGGAAGACUGCCCAGAUCUGAAUGAGCGUUUCCACACCCGUGACAUCUCCUCUGUCAAUGUCAUGGAGGGCUACUGGAUGCUGCAUGAACACCCAAAUUACAGGGGACGCCAGUAUUUCUUGCGCCCUGGAGAGUACAGGAGGCACAGUGAGUGGGGAAGCAACAAUCCCACCAUCGGAUCUCUGAGACGCGUCACUGAAGUCAACUGAUUGUGGCCUUUCUUUUUUUGUUAAACCCUUAUUGAGCCCCAAUGUUAAGCUUUCCACCCUCCUGCACUGUUCCAGAGUUGUCUCAACAGUGUAAUGUCCAAACCUGCUAUCGACAUUUUAAUGAUGGGAGUUUUGGUGUGUGUCCUGUUGGGUUCUGGUAUUGUUGGGUUGCUUUGCACAGUUGGAUAGAGUUCCAACUUUGUGCACAAGCAAUGCUCACAGUAUAUAGUGAUGAUCAUUUUUGCUUUGGUCGUCCCAUAGCAAAAUGGUUUGCCCUGCCAGUCCCCAAACUCAUGUCCUACUGGAAUCACAAUAAAAGAAAACUUGAUGAAAGUCAA